AUGGUUUCCUCUCAAGACGACGGGAAUGAUGGGAUGGAUAUCUCGGUCGGGCAGAAAAUGCUUUCUGCUAUUACUGGUAGUCUUCUUACGUCGCUCCUAGUUACUCCUCUAGAUGUCGUCCGUGUCCGACUGCAAUCGCAAGGUUUGUCGCAGCCCAUUGCGGACUUCCAGAAACUUGCAAUUUCGUCACACAAUGCUUUUCGACCGUCGAAUCUUGGGGUUACAGCGUGUUGCCGAGAAGUGUUCUUCAUGAAUAACAAUGCCGAAGUCUGCGUCGCCGGUCCGAUCGAGAGCAUAGCCGCUUCUGGGGAAUGCGCCGUGGAGGAAGUACAGAAGAGACGAUUUAACUCCACCUUCGACGGCAUGAGGAAGAUCGCUCGCCACGAAGGCCUCACGACGCUAUGGAGAGGUCUAUCGCCGACGUUAGCUAUGACUGUACCCGCGAACAUUAUCUAUUUUACCGGUUACGAUUGGCUACGACAUAGUAAAUCAAGUCCUGUCAGCAGAAUGACCAGGGAGGAGUAUGCGCCCGUAGUAGCCGGCGCAUCCGCGCGAGUCGUCGCCGUUGCUGCAGUCAGCCCUAUCGAUCUGUUCAGAACCCGACUGCAAGCGUCGCCAGGCUCGACUGCCGCUGGUCAUUUAGCGAAUACAUUCAAGGGACUCCGAGAGAUGGUGGCCGAUAAGGGCUACAGCUCGCUUUGGAGAGGCCUAACACUAACUCUUUGGCGAGACGUCCCUUUCUCGGCUAUGUAUUGGUUUGGGUACGAGACGAUCAGGGGUAAGCUUACCGAUGCGCGAGAAGAGCGACACGGUCGACACACGGCCCGAGACGGCGAUGGCUCAAGAGCGCGGGCAAGAAGUCGGUCACAGAGCAGAGAGAGUCAUACGGCAACUUUCAUGGACAGUUUCACUGCCGGUUGUCUUUCGGGUGCGUUUGCGUCGACGGUGACCAUGCCGUUUGAUGUAGGUAAAACCCGACGGCAGGUUUACCAAGAUACGUCCAAUAAGGCUCUGCCUGCAGUGGAGAAAGCCGCAGAGCCGGAAGCUCAGCACAUGCUACGGUUUCUCUCUCACAUCUAUGCGACGGAAGGACUAGCAGGGCUGUGGAAGGGGUGGCUUCCUCGUACGCUCAAAGUAGCGCCGUCUUGCGCCAUCAUGAUCAGCAGCUACGAGGUUGGCAAGAGAGCGUUCAGGAGUAUAAACGAACGCAAAGCUCAGAAGCAGCACGGAGGUCGGGCUAACGAGGCAUGA
Molecule: messenger RNA, 1251 nt
Organism: Daldinia caldariorum
Lineage: Eukaryota; Fungi; Ascomycota; Sordariomycetes; Xylariales; Hypoxylaceae
Product: mitochondrial carrier
Exons: 2
Coding region: 1-1251 (416 amino acids)
Biological process (GO): mitochondrial transmembrane transport
Source: RefSeq, a predicted model, not a curated record